GCAGCAAAUUUACGAAGCACUUACGGAAGUGAAAAAAACUGCAAAUGCUCUUAACAAAAAACUGGAGAAAGAUCUGAAACUCGCCAGCAAAAAACUCAAGGAUCAAAGAUCUCUUGAGGAACGUUGCCACAAAACGCAGGACGAAAUCGAUAAACUGACUGAAAGCAACAGAGGUCUCGAAGUCAAACUGGAAGACCUGACAGUCAGAAUUUGGGAUCCUGAAGUUUUGUUUAGCUCCCAUAUCAAAGCAAAGUUUGAGGUAAAAGCUCUUACCCAAGAAAACCUUGACCUGAAGAACCAGAUCAAGAGGGUUGAGAAGACAAAGGCGAACCUCGAACCUUUGGAGGAAAAGUACAACGAGAAAUGUGCUCACCUCCAGCUGGUUAAACAAGAAAACUCUGCUCUGCAAACUCAGCUGCAAGAGCUUCAAAAGCAGCGAGAGGAGGAAGAACAGAGUAGACGCUGCUAUGAAAGCCUUGUGGCCAACACUGAGUGUUUGGAGCAAGAAAACCUGGACCUUCGGUCAC
Oryzias melastigma (Indian medaka) is the source of this 527-nucleotide messenger RNA. RefSeq names its product myosin-11. The record is from RefSeq and is a predicted model, not a curated record. NCBI's taxonomy places the organism in Eukaryota, Metazoa, Chordata, Actinopteri, Beloniformes, Adrianichthyidae.